Aspergillus novofumigatus IBT 16806 is the source of this 1313-nucleotide messenger RNA. Its product is annotated as GNAT family N-acetyltransferase. The transcript has a single exon. Gene Ontology annotation, molecular function: acyltransferase activity, transferring groups other than amino-acyl groups. The record is from RefSeq and is a predicted model, not a curated record. The coding region runs from base 45 to 1229 and encodes 394 amino acids. NCBI's taxonomy places the organism in Eukaryota, Fungi, Ascomycota, Eurotiomycetes, Eurotiales, Aspergillaceae.
GAUUCAUCCACAUAUUCUUCGAUAUUGUUAAAGAUAAGAUCAGGAUGACUCCGGUUGCAGUGCCCGUCGUCACUUCUCAAUCUGAGGAGCAAAUGCUCCCAGAUUCCACAUCUCCGAAUCUUCAUCUCAGCCAUCCCACGGACGAGGAGAAUCUUCGCAUCUGGCAAUUGACAUCGAAUGAGUGGAAGGAUGCUCUUACCAUUCCUCAAUAUCUGGAAGAGUCUGCGUAUCUCAUGUCAGUUCCUCUGGCCCGCAACAAGGGCAUGACGCAGUGGAUUCUGGUGGAUCGAAACCUUGCGCCAAAUCAACGACCGAUACUCGCAUCCUGUGAGACGUUUCGCAAACUGUCACUGAUCAGUGAUGGAACGGAAGCUAAUCAACUUGUGGUUGUCCACGGCAUUGCGAGCGUCUACUGCAAUCCAGACUAUCGAGGACGGGGAUAUGCCUCGAGACUGCUCGAGGAGCUGAGCAAGACACUUCCCUCUUGGCAGUGUGCGGGAAAGAAAUGUGUGGCCAGUGUACUCUUCUCGGACAUUCAGCCCAGAUUCUAUAAAAGCCUGGGAUGGCAUCCAUUUCCGAGCGACCAUAUCGAAUUUGAACCUGCUGUGGUACAGCACACUGCGUUGCCUGUCUAUGCUGAGGAUGUAGCCAGGCUCUGUGCCGUCGACGUGGCGAGACUUGGACACACCAUGUCGCGUUUUUCAACGAAUAAUAUGACCCGGUUGCUUAUUCUCCCAGACCACGACCAUAUGCUAUGGCAUCACAGCAAGGAGGAGUUUGUGACGCAGAAGCUCUUUGGUAGAGCACCGCUUGUAAAAGGCGCCAUGAGCGGAGAACCCGGACAAUUUGUCUGGGCCAUCUGGACGCACCGUUUCUAUAAUCAUCCAGACAAAAGCCUCUCCGAGAACACGCUGUACAUUCUCCGAUUUGUCAUGGAGGGUGCAACCCUGAGUUUCGACGCCGACGACGAUCUCACCUAUGAACAAGUCACGAGCGUGAGAGAGGUUAUACGAGCUGCUCAGGCAGAAGCCGCGGAAUGGGAUCUGCACAAGAUCAAGCUCUGGAAUCCGUCGCACUCUCUGGAGAGGGCAAUACAACUAUCGGGUAUCCCGUUCCAGCGCAAGCAACGGACACAAGACAGCAUACCCUGUCUGCAAUGGUAUGGCGAGGGGAGUGGAAAGCCGUACUCGCUCAAUUGGCUCUUGAAUGAGAAAUACGGCUGGUGCUAGUCAAUUUAGUUUGUAUGGUUCUUUAUUCAAAGUAUGGUCUAGUCUUAGGUCUAUAUGUAAGACAUUCUUCCUCGUACAGGAUUG